Molecule: messenger RNA, 4725 nt
Organism: Neoarius graeffei (lesser salmon catfish)
Lineage: Eukaryota; Metazoa; Chordata; Actinopteri; Siluriformes; Ariidae
Product: pleckstrin homology domain-containing family G member 3-like
Exons: 17
Coding region: 839-3931 (1030 amino acids)
Molecular function (GO): guanyl-nucleotide exchange factor activity
Source: RefSeq, a predicted model, not a curated record
AUAUUAAUAAAAAGUUAAAUGAAAUAAAUGUAAUUAAAAACUGACAUUAAAAAACCAUCAAUCCAUCCAACCAUUAUCUCUACUCUUAUCUGUCAGGGGAAGCUGGAGCCAAUCCCAGCUGACCCCAUGUCAUGAAGAGGUGGGAAAAAGAUGUAAAAAUAAGAAGAAUAUAAUCAUUAAAAAUACACAUGAUAUAAAAUAAAGUAUACUAACAAAUUAAAAUAUCAAUGUGUGAUCACAUUAAUAACAUUUUUGCAAGCCAGUGUUAUCACAGGAAAGAUUAGAUUGUAUUAAAAUGUUGAGUCCCAUCACUUAUACUCCGACAUAGCACAGCAUCUAUCAGGGCUGAGAUUAAAUAAAUGUAGCGUUAACUAAAGCAGAGCCCUGCGACAGACUGGCGAUGUGUCCAGGGUGUACCCCACCUCAGCUGGAAAUGGCUCCAUCUGUGACCCAUGAUGGAUCAGAGACAAAGAAAAUGAGUGAAUGAAUAAACUGGAAGGGCGCUCAGUAGAGUGCAUACCUCAACAAAGCCACAUAUUCAGAUUUGCAUCAAAAUCUAAUCUGUUGUUCCUGGGCCCAUGGCCCAUUGUUCCUCAAGAUUUCAUCAAAAUCCAUCCACUACAUUUUGAGUUAUGUUGGGAACAAACAAACAGAAGUGAAAACAUCACCUCCUCCAAAUUUUCUGGAGGAAAAUUUCAAAGCAGGUGAUGAGGCUGGUCUGAGAUCAGCAAGAGCCAACUUGUCCAGCCUCAUCACCUGCUCUGAAAGCAGUGUUCCGGGCUUUCAGUAACCGAUAGACUUCCCCCAUCACCAUGGUUUCUGGUUGGCCCGUACUGUGAUGGUCUUAAUGUCCGUGAUAUCUCAUCUCAUCUCAUUAUCUCUAGCCGCUUUAUCCUGUUCUACAGGGUCGCAGGCGAGCUGGAUCCUAUCCCAGCUGACUACGGGUGAAAGGCGGGGUUCACCCUGGACAAGUCGCCAGGGCUACCUCGCCCACAUUAUAGACACUGAACAUUUACCCAUCAUACCUGAUCAGGUGUGUGCUCUGUUCGGAAACAUUGAGGACAUAUACGAGUUCAACAGUGAGCUGCUGCAGGAAUUGGAUUUGUGUAAAAAUGACCCGGUGGCCAUUGCCAAGUGUUUCGUACUAAAGAGUGAUUACUUUGAGAUCUACACACAGUACUGCACCAACUACCCAAACUCAGUUGCUGCAUUAACAGAAUGCAUGAGAAAUAAAACACUGCUGAAGUUUUUCAUGGAGAGACAGGAAGUUCUGAAACACCCACUUCCUCUUGGCUCAUACCUUCUCAAACCUGUACAGAGAAUACUGAAAUAUCAUCUGCUCUUACAGGAGAUAGCGAAGCACUUUGAUCCUGAUGAAGAUGGUUAUGAUGUGGUGGAGGAGGCUAUUAACACCAUGACUGAAGUUGCCUGGUACAUAAACAGCAUGAAAAGAAAGCAUGAACAUGCUGUCCGUCUGCAGGAAGUGCAGUCAUUGCUGAUUAAUUGGCAUGGUCCUGACUUGACCACAUACGGUGAACUCGUUCUGGAGGGAACCUUCCGCUUUCAUCACACAAAACACAAUAGAACUCUCUUCCUGUUUGAGCGGGUUCUGCUCAUCACCAAACGGCAUGGAGAGAACUUCGUCUACAAAACACACAUCUCUUGUUCAACGCUGAUGCUUAUGGAGGGAGCAAAAGACUCGCUGUGUUUCAGUGUCACACACUACAAGCAUCCUAAACAGCCUCACACAGUGCAGGCCAGAACACUGGAGGAGAAGAAACUCUGGACUCAUCACAUCAAACGUCUCAUUUUAGAAAAUCAUCACACCAUCAUUCCGCAGAAGGCUAAAGAGGUGAUUUUAGAAAUGGAUCCAAUGUAUCAGAAGUACAGAUUUAACUCUGAAAGGAAAAAGAAAGCACAGUCUGAUGAUUUCACGCAUACUCGUCAGUCAGAAUUAACCAAAGAGAUGCUCAAAAACAAAGCCAUGCUUAAGGAUGAAGAGUGGCAAGGACACGAAGACACCCAACAGUUCCAGCAGGAGGAGAGACAAGUGUGUGAGGAUCCAGACACAAAUAAGUCUUCUCCAAGCAUAGUCCAGUUCCAGAAUAACACAGCAGAACUUGGAGCUACAAAGGGAAUAAAAUCCAUGUCUGAUUGUGAACAAAGCAAAAUCAGACACACUGGUGAGCACAAUAUGAGUGCUGUGGAGGGAUCUGACCAAAAUGAGGUAAAAGAAGAAAUUGUGCUGAAUCAGGAUGGACAGUCUUCAGAAGAGGAAGUGGAGGAAGACUGUGCAGAAAGUGAGAAUCACUCCAUCCUUCCACCGUCUGUUCUCGAUAAAGCAAGUGUCAUUGCUGAACAUUUUAUUUCUAAUGUUCGCCAAAGUAGUGCAGCACCAGAUGAGCUUCAGUCUCCUCAGCGAAUUCAACAGGGAGUAACGUCAAGCAAAAACGCAGCUGCUCAUUUUAACCUCCUGUCCCCAGGGGAGGAGAUGAUGUAUGGGUCAGAUCGACAUGCCUGUAGAAGGAGAGAUUCGACUCUGUCCAAACAGGAACGGCUGCUCAUUGAUAAAAUCAGGAACUACUACGAGACUGCUGAGCAGCAGGACGCAGGUUUCAGCUUGAAGCGCAGAGAGAGCCUGACUUACAUCCCGAGUGGGUUAGUGCGCACUUCUGUCAGCCACUUUAACAAAAUCCCUCACAGUGAUUAUCGGAUUAAACCUCCAAACACGGAAACAUCCUUAGUGGCAUCAUUACCCACGAGUUCUGACAUCAGAACUAAACCUGAUAAACUCAGACAUGUGUGCAGCAGAGAGGCUGAUGGCUCUGUGAGUCAGAAAUCAGAAGAGUUUUCAGAAGAAUGUUUCCAUUCAUCAGCAGAAAUGAUUAAGAUUUGGCAGGAAAUGGAGAAAGAAGUCACAGGCUCACUGAGAGAAUGUAAGUUCAGAGAUAUGUCACGGUUCAGAGGAACAAGUUCAGUUUCCCAAAGAUUCAGUCGAAACACGGAAGCUCAAGUUAAAGAACAAGAACUGAAGGCCGCUGAUGAUCUCAGUACUAUUACAGAGGAAUCACCAAUCAAGGGUAUAGAAGAUGAAAAUGAAAAAGAGUCAACAGAAAAUGCAGUCUUAAGUCUGAGGAAGAAGUUUAGCCAGAACAUACAAAGCAGAGAAACUUUUAAUCAGCCAAGGAGGUGGGCCUCAGAGACGACCAUAAACACAGUUAAUCAAAUACCAUCGCUAACAGACGAGGAGACCAAGACAACCAUCAAAGGAAAACCAAACCUGGCACUCUCAUUAACAGCAUGUGUUCAGGUAACACAAGAUGUACAACAAAUACAGACUUCCUCUUCCAAUAGUGUAACAGUUUUAUCUCCAGAACGUUCAUACUCAAAAAGUCCCAUGCCAUUUGAGGGUUUUCUUUGGCCAGAUGUAAGCGAGCUGUGUUCCAAGUACAGCUCUUUGGAGUGUGCUUCUCUCACACCACUCACUUCUACUGCAAAUGCACUCAGUCCAGGCUACGGCAUGGACAACAAAGCAUCUCGGAUUCAGCGAGCUGGGUCUCUGGAUCAGAAAAUGGUUGGCUUUGGAUGGACUAAUUUACAGGACAACAAGGUCAAUAGUGAUUACUGUAUCUCAGCACAGGCACCAUUACCCAAACACAGGACCAUUACUGUGCUGGAAAAAGUCAACAAAACCGAUACACACACCAGCCAAUCACAAAAUCAUGUCCAGGUUCAGUCCCCCACAUCGAGGGAGAAAAUGUCCCUGCUGUCUGUGACUGAGCGCUGCCGACUGUAUGAGGAUCUGGAUGAGGCAGCUUUCAGAAUGGAGCCAGAAACCAGAAACAAAGACAAUAAAACUGAUAAACACAGUAAUGCCACGCAGCAGGGUGUUGUCAAAAACCUCCGGGAAAAAUUUCUUAAUCUGAAAUAGAUGAAGGGUACAUGUAGAGUAAAUUGUGUAGUGCACUAUGUAGGGAAGAGAGAGGCUUUGGGAUGCAAUCCUUGCAAUUAUUCCCGGAAGAGACCGCACUCAUCUGGAUAGAAAUAUUUCAUCAUAAGGUAAAGGGAGAAGAGCUGCAGGACUGAUCUGCAGGUGGCUUCACUGUAAGGGGGUGAGUGAAGACAAACCAUGGCAGUGACUUAAGUAAAUGUAAUUGUGACUUCAAUCAGAUUUUCUCAUUUCUCUCUUUAAUAAUGCAAAUAAAUGUUAACUGAAAUAGAUUGACAUUAAUGGUUCACCUGUAAUUAACAUCAUGCACUUAAUUAUGAUUGGGGUAGUUUUAUAUAAUAUAAAUCAGGAAUUAUUGUCUAUUUUUGUUAAGUUUUUUUGUGUGUGCGCACGCGCAUUUAAAUUGAGUAUAAAAAUCUAAACAUCACUGUUUUAUUUCCUUCUAUUUUUAUUUUAUAAUUUUACCACUUGUUUAAUAUAGCAGACUAUUAUCUAUCACUUGUUAUAGACAAAAAAGCACCACUUUAAGCUAUUUUUUGCUUUCACUGUACAACCAUGCUGCUGAACUUUGACCUAAAAAUCUCCUUUAUAGUAAUUGCUGUUUUAUUAAAAUUCAUUUUGUAUCUUAAUUGUAAAGAAUAAAUCUGAUUCUAAUUCUGUUGCAGAAAAACAGGAAGUAAACGUCAUAAAAAUUGAUUAGCGUAAGAUGUUAAUUUCCUUUAUAUUGUGAUUUUCCCCUCAUUACUCAUUUAUAAUAAUUUAUCUGAUAUUUAUUA